Molecule: messenger RNA, 1365 nt
Organism: Colletotrichum abscissum
Lineage: Eukaryota; Fungi; Ascomycota; Sordariomycetes; Glomerellales; Glomerellaceae
Exons: 3
Coding region: 1-1365 (454 amino acids)
Molecular function (GO): monooxygenase activity; FAD binding
Source: RefSeq, a predicted model, not a curated record
AUGGAACGUCUUUCUGAUACAGGCAUCUCGAUUUUGGUUGUCGGCGCCGGAAUCGCUGGUCUGGCUUUCGCCAUCGAGUCUCAUCGCCAGGGACAUAGCGUCAAGGUUCUGGAGAAGCGCAUAGAUCCGGGAGACUAUGGUGAAAUCUUCUUCAUCCAGUCUCCCGGACUGCACACACCCUCGAAAUGGCCCGGGUUCAUGGAGAGGCUAAACAAGAGCGCCAUCUCGGCCGAGUUCCAAUUCUUCAAAUUCAGUGGCGAGAAGUUGUUCGGAACCAAGCUCGGAAACCCCCAUCUCCCCACGAUCUCCGUCAGCCGACGCGAGUUUUACCUCCUCCUCCUGACUUACGCCACCGAACUUGGCAUCCCCAUCGAAACAGGCAAAGAGGUUGAGGAUUUCUUCGAGACCAAGGAGCUCGGUGGCGUGGUCCUCGCCGACGAGAGCAAACUUACCGCCGACAUCGUCGUGGCAGCAGACGGCGUAGGAUCCAAGUCCUGGGGCAUCGUGACCGGCACCAAGGAGAAGCCCAUCAGCUCCGGCUUUGCCCUGUACCGAGCUAGCUACCGAGCCGAAGAGGCGCUUAAAAUACCUGCUAUUGCAGAGUUCUUCAAGGAUAAGCGGGAGUGGACGUCCCUCCACAUUGGUCCCGGCGCACACUUCUUCACCGGCUUGUCGCCGACCGAGUUCUGCUGGGGCCUGACGCACAGAGACGAAGACGCUGCCGUGGAAGACUGGAACCGUAUCGCCGACUCGACUGGCGCGUUCAAGUACGUCGAGGGAUGGGCGCCUAUCGUGCACGAGGUCAUCAAGUCGACACCCAAUAACCAGGCUACCGACUGGAAGCUGCGUUUCCGUGAUCCCCAGCCGAAGUGGGUGUCGGACGGAGGGCGAGUGGUGCAAUGCGGCGACUCGGCGCACUCGUUCCUGCCUUCUUCUGGGUUCGGCGCUACUACUGCUCUGGAAGAUGCCUUUUCUCUUGCUGCUUGUCUCAAGAUGGGCGGCAAGGUGUCUGCUGCUUUGGCAACCAAGGUGCACAACAAACUCCGUUUCGAGAGAACCGCUUGCGCCCAGAAGAUUGGUUUCAAGUCUAGAGAGGUCUUCCAUCACACCAACUGGGAUGAAGCUGCGAAGAACCCCCGCAGCAUCGCGAAGUUUACAGGAUCGUGGCUGUUGAAGCAUGAUCCCGAACAAUAUGCGUACGACAACUACGAAGCUUGCGCAGCGCAUCUACUCCAUGGGAAGGAGUUCAAGAAUACCAACACAGUGCCCGGGUUUCCCUUCAAGCUAUGGACGGUUCAGGAGUUGCUGCACAAGUCUGACAUGGGGGAGUCGAUUGACGAUGAUGAGGGAGACUGGUACUCUUGA